This is a messenger RNA of Myotis lucifugus (little brown bat), 1356 nucleotides long. RefSeq names its product family with sequence similarity 3 member D (gene FAM3D). The coding region runs from base 1 to 1002 and encodes 333 amino acids. The transcript has 9 exons. Lineage: Eukaryota; Metazoa; Chordata; Mammalia; Chiroptera; Vespertilionidae. The record is from RefSeq and is a predicted model, not a curated record.
AUGGUGUUGGUGCUGCUGCUGCUGAUUGCGGCAGUAGCCAUGGUGAUGAUGAUCAUGGUGAUGAUGAUGAUAAAGCUGGUGAUGAUGAUGGCAAUGGUGAGAGUGAGGGCCCGCCGCGAGGCCCCAGCCCCUCCGAAACCGGAAGCCAGACUCUCUGACGGGGUGGUGGUCGCUGGCUCAGGGACCCAAGACCCCAGCUGGACCCUCUUGCCUUCUUUCUCCACCGAAGCGGGGAAGCGGGAGCUCGAGCCCUCAGCCCACGCUCUCAACGCCUCCUUACAAGAGGUCCCUCCUCUCUCACCCGACGCGGUGCUGACCGAGCGGGAAAGCAGCGCCAGGGGUGGGACAGACCUGAUUGAGAGGCCUGAGGCCCAGUGCCCUGUGGGAUUCCAGAGCAAAGACUCCCAGAAAUGGAUUCUGGGGGGUCCUACACACAGCUGCUGCCACCAAGGCUGGUCUGUUCCCUCCCCAGGGGUCGUGAAGGUCAAGUGUGACCUCAGCAAGCCCUGCCCAGACAACUUCUUUGCGUUUAAAAUCCUCAGCGGGGCGGCCAACGUCGUGGGCCCCUCCAUAUGCUUCGAAGGCCGCAUGAUCAUGAGUCCUGUGAAAGACAACGUGGGCAGAGGCCUGAACAUCGCCCUGGUGAACGGAACCUCGGGGCAGGUGCUGAGGCAGGCCAGCUUCGACAUGUACUCCGGAGACCCUGAGCUCCUGGUGAAAUUCCUUAAAGCAAUUCCAGAGGACGUGCUGGUGCUAGUGGCCUCCUACGAUGACGCGGGGACCAAGAUGAAUGAUGAACUCCGGAAGCUCUUCACCAACUUGGGCAGCUCCUACGUGAAGCAGCUGGGCUUCCGGGACAGCUGGGUCUUCCUGGGGGCCAGAGACAUCAGUAACAAAAGCCCCUUUGAGCAGUACGUAAAGAACAUCCCCGACAUGAACAAAUACGAGGGCUGGCCGGAGCUGCUGGAGAUGGAGGGCUGUGUGCCCCGGAAGGUGUUUUAGGGCUGCGGCUCCUCCUGGCAGCCGCCAGCGGGACUGGAUGGAGCUGAAGGACAGCGGGCAGCGGGCAGCGGGCAGCGGACAGCGCAGGGUGAGGCCGGCCCAGCAGCAUGAAGGUGCUGAGGAUCCCCGCCCUCUCUGCAGCUUCCCCUCCGGGCGAACGCAAGCUCCCAUGGGCGAUGGACGAUGGGCGGAGGCAGCUGUCCCGCUUGGAGGUGACCAGCCCCGGAGGGUCCCUCCGGAGCCGCUGUCGAUGGAGAGAACAGGUGCUUUCCCUCGAGAACUCUGACCGUUGCCCCAGGAGAGGGCAGACUGCCCGCCCGGGCAGAAUUAAAUUGUAUUUUUGCUCACCUUGAA